GGAGCACCAGCCAGACUCAUUCACACACUGACCGCUCAGAUACACAACAAGAGCGCAAGACUUUCAGAAAUUAAACAGGGAGAGAGAGACACAGAAAUCCAGCAACUGCACAUGCAACAUUUCCUUUCUAAAGUUUGGAUGCUGCUUUCUUCCAAAGAGCUGGAUUUCCUCUUUACUCCAAUGGUUGUAUCUUUCCUCAAAUCAAGAUUUUUGCAUCAGCUGACCAGUUGUUCCCAGGCUGCUCAAGAGGAAGUUUUGUAGACAGAGGCCAGCUCCUGCCCUUUGAGAAGAAUGAGCAACUCUUCCAUCGAGUCAUCAAUCAGCCCAGGGCUGGAGGACAGCCAGACAGAGAAAACUCCAAGUCCAGGGAAGUCUCUGAGCCCAGUGCUUCUGUGUAAGGUAUGUGGGGACACCAGCAGCGGGAAACACUAUGGUAUUUAUGCCUGUAAUGGCUGCAGUGGCUUCUUCAAGCGAAGUGUCCGAAGAAAGCUCAUCUAUAGGUGCCAGGCAGGAACUGGAAUGUGCCCUGUGGAUAAAGCACAUCGCAAUCAGUGCCAGGCUUGUAGACUGAAGAAAUGUUUGCAGGCUGGUAUGAAUAAAGAUGCCGUUCAGAAUGAACGGCAGCCCCGUAGUACUGCCCAGGUGCGACUGGACACUGCUGAGCUUGACCCUGAGAAGGAGCACAUAGCCACGACCAGGGAGCCCAGUUUGUCAUCGGUCAGCAGCCAGAGACCAGCUUCCUCCAACAUCAGCGGCAGCCAGAAAACCAUCAGCCCACCAACUAACCAUCGGUUCAUGGCCAGCCUGAUGACAGCUGAGACCUGUGCCAAGCUGGAGCCGGAGGAUGUGGAUGAGAACAUUGAUGUGACAAGCAACGAACCUGACAGGACAUCCACAGAGUACCAGAUGUCCAUUUACCCUCCGAGUAGUCUCGAGAACGUAUAUGAGACCUCCGCCAGAUUGCUCUUCAUGGCUGUUAAAUGGGCCAAAAAUCUUCCGGUCUUCUCGAACCUGCCAUUCCGGGACCAGGUGAUCCUGUUGGAAGAAGCCUGGAGUGAACUCUUCCUGCUCUGUGCUAUCCAGUGGUCCAUGCCAUUGGAAAGUUGCCCUUUGUUGUCAUUACCUGAACUCUCUCAUUGCCCUCAGGGCAAGCAUAGUUCUGCCACAGCUGACAUCCGCAUCCUGCAGGAGAUCAUGAGUCGAUUCAAGGCUAUUGCUGUGGACCCCACAGAGUUUGCAUGUCUGAAGGCUGUGGUACUCUUUAAACCAGAAACAAGAGGGCUGAAGGACCCAGAGCAGGUGGAGAAUCUACAGGAUCAGUCCCAAGUAAUGCUGGGUCAGCACAGCAGGACACAUUACUCAAUCCAGCCAGUUAGAUUUGGGAAGUUGCUACUCCUCUUGCCAUCACUUCGCUUUGUCUCUUCAGAACAAAUUGAGCUGCUAUUUUUCCACAGAACCAUUGGUAACACUCCCAUGGAAAAGCUUCUCUGUGACAUGUUUAAGAGCUGAAAGUCCCAAGCAGCAUCCCCUGUUAUAUAUUGACCCCUCUCUCUCCCAACACCUUGUGUUGUCUAUUCCUUGUGUGUUCUUGCUAACUACCCCAAAAUAUUAAGUCCUCUGUCUGCAAUCACCAUUAAUGCAUUACAUCCUGUGAUACCAUGUCCCUGGUGUGUCAUGCUACCUACCUAUUUAUUAUUGUCUCACACAUCACAUUCUAUCCCAACAUUUUACAUACUCACUUUUCCCAAACAACUAACACUGCAAAUCCUUAUAAUUUUUAAGCCUGUGAAGAUUGAAUAUAUUUCUAAAGAAGAAUAAAACUGAAAUCUGGUUACCCCA
Messenger RNA from Chiloscyllium plagiosum (whitespotted bambooshark), 1839 nucleotides. RefSeq names its product nuclear receptor subfamily 2, group E, member 3 (gene nr2e3). Gene Ontology annotation, biological process: regulation of DNA-templated transcription. Lineage: Eukaryota; Metazoa; Chordata; Chondrichthyes; Orectolobiformes; Hemiscylliidae. The record is from RefSeq and is a predicted model, not a curated record. Gene Ontology annotation, molecular function: DNA-binding transcription factor activity; zinc ion binding; sequence-specific DNA binding.